GGAAACACGACGAGAACUGGUUCGUUUCGGCCACCAUUAUUCCACAUCAUUUCCACGGCCCCUAUUGUCCGCUUGCUCUCGCGUCGCUCCCGUCCCGUGCCGUGCGCUGCGGCCGCCAUGGGCUCCUCCGACUCCCAGGCGCCGCUGCUGCUCCCGAGGGGGAGCCACCGCAAGGAGGAGGAGGAGGAGGAAUACGCGGCGGCGGGGAAGGUGCGGGGCUGCUGCGGCGGCGAUGGGGAAGGAGGGUGGUGGCGGGAGGCGACUGCGGAGGCCGGGAGGCUGGCGUCGCUGGCCGCGCCGAUGAUCGCGGUCGCGCUGCUGCAGCUGAUGAUGCAGCUCAUCUCCACCGUCAUGGUGGGGCACCUCGGCGAGGUCGCGCUCGCCGGCGCCGCUAUCGCCAACUCCCUCACCAACGUCUCCGGCUUCAGCGUCCUCAUGGGACUGGCAUGUGGGCUGGAAACUAUUUGCGGACAGGCUUAUGGAGCAGAACAGUAUCAUAAGCUAGCUUUAUAUAUGUACAGGUCCAUAAUUGUGCUUCUUGUUGUGAGUGUACCAAUCGCCAUCAUAUGGGUUUUCAUCCCAGAGGUACUUCCUCUCAUAGGUCAGCAACCAGAAAUAGCAAGUGAAGUUGGGAAGUAUGCAUUGUGGCUAAUCCCUGGUUUAUUUGCCUUCACUGUUGCUCAAUGCUUAUCAAAGUUCCUCCAGACUCAAAGCCUAAUAUUUCCUAUGGUUCUAAGCUCAUCAAUAACACUAGCACUCUUCAUUCCUUUGUGUUGGUUCAUGGUUUAUAAAGUUGGGAUGGGUAAUGCUGGAGCUGCUUUAUCAGUCAGUAUCUGUGAUUGGGUCGAAGUGACUGUUCUUGGUCUUUACAUUGUUCUCUCACCUUCUUGUGAAAAAACUCGUGCUCCACUCACAUGGGAAGCAUUUAGUGGGAUUGGAAGUUUCUUGAGGUUGGCUGUACCAUCGGCCCUCAUGAUUUGCCUCGAAUGGUGGUCUUAUGAGCUGCUUGUUCUGCUUUCUGGGAUCCUACCAAAUCCAGCACUUGAAACUUCUGUGCUUUCUAUAUGCAUUUCUACUGUUGUGUUGGUGUACAAUCUCCCUCAUGGUAUUGGAACAGCUGCAAGUGUCCGUGUCUCAAAUGAACUAGGUGCAGGGAAUCCAGAAGGUGCCCGCUUGGUAGUAGGGGUUGCUUUAUCUGUUAUACUUUGUUCAGCAGUCCUAGUGAGUGUAACACUUCUAGCGUUGCGUCAUUUCAUCGGAAUUGCUUUCAGCAAUGAGGAAGAAGUCAUAAAUUAUGUAACAAGAAUGGUACCUGUUCUUUCCAUCUCAGUUAUUACAGACAGCCUUCAGGGUGUCCUCUCAGGUGUUUCCAGGGGCUGUGGAUGGCAGCAUCUAGGGGCCUAUGUUAACCUAGGUGCAUUCUAUCUUGUCGGAGUUCCUGUUGCUCUCUUUUUUGGGUUUGCAAUGCAUCUAGGAGGAAUGGGUUUUUGGAUGGGCAUGGUAGCUGGUGGAGCGACACAGGUCACUCUUCUAUCUAUCAUUACUGCAAUGACAAACUGGAGAAAGAUGGCUGAAAAGGCUAGGGACAGAGUAUUUGAGGAAAGGAUUCCGACACAGUCAGUCUAACCACAUUGACUAAGUUUUGUUGGAUUCAAUCUUCAAAUUUUUCCUGUACGGUACAUGUUCUUUUUUUUUUUCUUGAGGAUUAGUAACAGAAUGGCAAAUGAAUCCUGUAGCAUCUUAGCUCGAAGAGUUAGUCAAGUCCCAGGAAGACUUGAAAGAUGUGAUGUUACAUCUUUUUUACUUCUCUGUAGGAAAGCAUAUAUAAUCUUUGUGUUGAACAAGGAGCAAAGUAUACUGGAAAACGAACAUCUGAUUGCAGCGCAAACAUCCUCCAGGGUUGGAACCAUACGGUUUGGAAAAAAUAUAAAAUCGAUAUAAACAAAAGAAACGCAUAUUGGCUUAAGUCAUGAUUGUUUUGGCAUCACUAGUACCUGCUGUUUGUAUAUCAUUCGUAAAUUGUUGUAAGGUGUAGACAAUCCACUUGUAAAUGUAAGUGCUGCCAUGUUAAGUGAAGCCUCUAUGUCCUGAUGUC
Oryza sativa Japonica Group (Japanese rice) is the source of this 2095-nucleotide messenger RNA. Its product is annotated as protein DETOXIFICATION 12. Gene Ontology annotation, cellular component: membrane. Gene Ontology annotation, biological process: xenobiotic detoxification by transmembrane export across the plasma membrane. Lineage: Eukaryota; Viridiplantae; Streptophyta; Magnoliopsida; Poales; Poaceae. The record is from RefSeq and is a predicted model, not a curated record. Gene Ontology annotation, molecular function: xenobiotic transmembrane transporter activity; antiporter activity.